GAGUGGGCUCUGACAAACAGCUCUCACAGGACCUGGCUGUCACCUCCUUGUUGACCCCAUUGUUAUCUUGAGAAUUGAGGACAUAUUCUAUAUGAUCUGCCACUCUCAGGACUCAGCAUGUUCCUGCUUUGCUGACCUUGCUGUUCUUCCCACACACCAAGCUCAUUGCUGCUCAUUGGCAUUUGCUGUCUCAUCUGUUUGGAGCAUUGCCUCCAAGAUCUUUGCAGGUAAGGGUACCAGUUUCUUCCUGAGCCAUGACCAGAGCCAUUCCCAGAUAAAUGAGGUUUCCUGGAAGGAUGUUACCAAUGCCUUAUCUCUGGCCAACAUGGUCCUGGGGCUCUUCUCCGUCAUCUUCAGCUUCAGCAGGAAACGCCACUAUGCCUCCUGGAUGCUCCUGGUCAGCUUCCUGUUGGACAUGGCAGUCAGGGCAAUGACCAGCCACAUCAACAUCUGCUCCAAAUGGGGAGCUGAGCUGAAUGACUUUGCCGUCUUCACCACCUUCGGCCUGGCCUCUGCUCUGCUCCUAGGCGUGGAUGGACUUCUGAGUGGGAUCCUGGCCAUCAUCUAUGUGUCAGCUGCUUCUUUCCAUUUGUGCUUUUAUUCACCUGUGUUCUUCCCGGCAGGAGUCCCCUCCACAUACAAGGGUCUACCCUGCCCCUAUGCUUCCUGCAUCUUGGCUUCCACCUCUCUUCUGACCAAAGGCAACAGGUUCAUCCUCUGCUGCAUGGCCUCACUCAUGAUUCUCUUCAUGAUGGACCAGAGCUACUAUCCAUAUGACAAAAUCCUGGAGUCUGAGAACUGGAAAAAAUUGGUUUAUAUAGGAGGUGUCAUCAUGCUGUUUUUCUCCCCACUGUCUCUGUCUGCUUUUUACUGCCUGAUGUGGUCGCUCUCAUACAUCUUCUUUCCAGAUGCUCUGUGGGGCAAGGCAGCCUGUGUUUCGCCACAGCGCUGAGGAAGCUAAGCAGCUCUACCAGCUCCUGCCGGCCUCUGUGGGGUUUGUGUCAGCAUAUCGGGUCAAGCCUUGUGUAGCUGCACUAAAGCUUUGCGUGUACCUGUGUUGUCCUAUACUAGAUAUAUGGUAUGUCUCUUGCCGUGAAGUGAGAAACCCAAAGUAGGGUCAGUGACCUUCCCUUCUUUCUGUUUAUUCAGGGUUCUGACUCCCUUGGGGACAAUACUUGUUUAUGUCAUGUAGAACAGAAUAUCCCCCCGCCUCAAGCUCAAUGUGGGCUGGGUUUGAGUUCCAGCUCCGCUACCAACUGGGUGACUGUGUUACUAAGGUCUACCCCUUGGAAAGGAGUGACAGCCUUCAGAACUGGUAUUGGCCUUGGCCUCAGCCCUGCCUGGUGGGACUUCCUGAAGCAUUUCUUACUCUUGCAGACUCUGGCUCUGAGAGUAGAGCUAAUCACAGGACUCUCUUGUUGCCCAGUUUGAAUGUGUGUAGGAUUUUGUAACUUAAACAUUCUGUAUUUUAAUAGUUCAAAGCUGCUGCCUUUUGCUUUGUUUAGCAAUUAGAUACAUUGGGCAUCAUCUGGCUUGCAGGAUCUCGUGUGGAUUUUCUUUCCUAUGCUAGAAACUACUAAAUUCUAGCAAUUCAGAUGCCACUUCAUAUUCUAAAAUCCAAAUCAAAUAGAAAUAAACAGUACUGUAUGGCAAAGUUGUACCUCACCGAGAACUUAGGUCCACUGAACCCCCAGUGUAGACAGACAUUCCACCUCCCAGAGGGUGGAAAAAAGGAUUGAUGGCUGGUUCUGCUCCACCCUCAGAGACUGUGCCAGAACACCUACGCUGGAUAUAACUUUUUUAAGUUUCCAGAACAAUGCAUGUGGUAAAUAUACAUCUAUUCUCAAAUUAGAUGUUUAAAAAUAAAAACCCAAAGUAAGAUUUGGCUGUAACAGAAUAGAUAGUGCCUUCCUGUUAAAUCAUUCAUAUGUUCCUAGUUAGAUGGAUUUGCCCGUGUUCCAUGACUUUAUAUCUCCUUCAGUUUAGGUUUUGUAUUUUUGCUAUCUGCCAUAGUGCCUGACACUCAGAAAUGUUUACUUUGUAUAUGAAUUGAUUUAGUUGUGGAUUCUAGUAAGUUACAUACAAGGUUACUAUAAUGUGGUAAGAAUUUUACAAAUAUACACGGGCUUAGACAUCUCAAUACAAUGUCCUUCAAUGCUGUACAUUCAUUUCAAUGUGAUGCUCCCCUUAAUCAAAGCAUUUUAGGAACUCCAGUUUGAAAAUGGUCUUCACAUAAAUUCUUAAGGACCAAGCAGCUGUAACAAUGCCUGAAUAAAUAGGUGCUCAACAACACCAAAAAGCGAAAAACAUGUUUUAUUCUGAACUGACUAAAUUCUUUCCAAAAACCUAACAUUUGAGAUUAGCCAAUUAUGUUCUAUUCUUAAAUCAAAUUAGGUAUCAUAUUUGAAUUCAAACGACUUGUGGCUGCUUCUAAAAUUUGAAACUAUGUUGAAAGGAAGAAGAUGCAAUUCUGAAAGAGAAUUUCCAUGUCCAUUUUAAGUGAAGCAGCAGAGUUAAAUACACAGACCCCCAGGAGGACAGCUUUGAAAAGUAAAAUACCCAUUUGGAUGUGUAAAUUAUGGCUUGAUUGUAACAGCAAUAAUUCAUACUUAAUUACCUCCAGUUUUUGUGUAGGUUAAUGACACUAGGAUAGUUAUAGGUCAGCUGACAGCUGGUUAACAGAGGGAUCUAUGCUUCCUUGCACCUCUCUGAGAGUAUGGUUAUACUUCCAUAUGGGCUUCAGAGUGUCAGAUACUAAGGCUACUCAUUCAAUGCCUUCACUUCCUCAGACAGUGGUUUUCUAAAACAGAAUGUCUCUUCUUGGGCUUCCUCUUAGGAACAAGGGAGAAGGCCGAGACUUUAAAAUCCACACUUCUCAAAUGAAUACAUGAAGCCAGCAGGGUUUAGGCAGUUCUCUUUGUCCUAAACUUGAGAGUGUAGAUCUCCCUCCUGGUCAACUUCUAGUCCCUUCUUCCUAACCUGAAGUCCUACUCCUGUGUCUGAUAAGCAGAAUCAAGUGACUGAGAAUUCUGCUACUCUUUUAGCCCUGUGACCUUGAAUAAAACAUUUAAUCUCUCUAAGCCUAUUUUCUUAUCUGUAAAAUGGAGGAUUUACUUCCUUUCAGGGUUCUUUUGUGGAUUGAACAACCGUGAUGUUUUAUGUGGAUGGACGUAAAACACCUAGAAUAAUGACAUAUAAAAUAUGUUAAAUAAAUGUUAGAUGGCUUUCUG
Cercocebus atys (sooty mangabey) is the source of this 3230-nucleotide messenger RNA. RefSeq lists its product as uncharacterized. The record is from RefSeq and is a predicted model, not a curated record. The coding region runs from base 92 to 952 and encodes 286 amino acids. The transcript is spliced from 7 exons. NCBI's taxonomy places the organism in Eukaryota, Metazoa, Chordata, Mammalia, Primates, Cercopithecidae.